This is a messenger RNA of Acanthisitta chloris (rifleman), 2957 nucleotides long. It is a transcript of the gene ARPP21, whose product is annotated as cAMP-regulated phosphoprotein, 21kDa. Gene Ontology annotation, molecular function: nucleic acid binding. The record is from RefSeq and is a predicted model, not a curated record. The annotation marks the transcript as partial. NCBI's taxonomy places the organism in Eukaryota, Metazoa, Chordata, Aves, Passeriformes, Acanthisittidae. The transcript is spliced from 22 exons. Gene Ontology annotation, cellular component: cytoplasm.
AGAGAAGAAGCAGGCAGUUUUGAGACAGGUGGAGCUGGAUCAAGCUGUGAAAGUGAUUUGCUUAAAGCUGGUUGAUUAUGAUGCGUCAAGCUCUCUGAAGGACCAGCAUGGAGAUUGGCACUCUGAACUGUUAAUGGGGACAUGGGACUCAUGUUGUUGUUGGUCAUUUGUGUGGACUUAACCAGCAAAGAGCAACAGAAGACGCUGGAAAGACAUUGGGAAUUAUAGCAGUUUUUCAGGUCACCAAAUCUUGUUAUUUUAAUUUCUGUCUGGAAGAAUGUCUGAGCAAGGUAAAUUGAACGAGGAGACAGCAGAGGAAACUGCAAUAGAGCAGGAGACGGCCAUCUCUGAAGCAGACCCGGACAACUGUAUUCUUAGUAAAUCUGAAAGCUCAGAAGUAGAGGAGAAGGAGGAGAAGCUCAGCGAUUCCAAGACAGAGCUGCAGGUGUUACUGCCAACAAAAAGUUGUUAUGCAAAGCCUAAGAAGAAACGAGGUGCAAAUCAGAACCAGCAGAAAAAGAGAUCCAAGUCAGGAGCUAAAGGAAAACUUGUCCGGAGUCUUGCUGUGUGUGAAGAGUCAUCCCCUCGCCCAGCAGCGGAAAAUCUUCAUGAUAAUCAGGAAUCAAUCCAACUACAGCUUUCAAGUUUUCCUAGCUUACAAGAAGAAGAUAAAUCUAGUAAAGAUGACUCCGAGAAAGAAAAAGAGAAGGAUAAAAAUAAAGAUAAAAACAGUGAAAAAAGCAAGAUCAGAAUGUUAUCAAAAGAUUGCAGUCAAGAGUAUACAGACUCAACGGGCAUAGAUUUGCAUGAGUUUCUCAUUAACACAUUAAAGAAUAAUGACAGGGACAGAAUGAUACUCUUGAAAAUGGAACAGGAAAUUAUUGAUUUUAUUAGUGACAACAAUAAUCACUAUAAAAAGUUCCCUCAGAUGUCAUCAUAUCAGAGGAUGUUAGUGCACAGAGUGGCAGCUUACUUUGGAAUGGAUCACAAUGUGGAUCAGACUGGAAAAUCUGUAAUUAUCAACAAGACCAGCAAUACAAGAAUACCAGAGCAAAGGUUUUCUGAACAUUUAAAAGAUGAAAAAGGUGAAGAAUCCCAGAAGCGAUUUAUCUUGAAGCGAGAUAACUCUAGUAUUGAUAAAGAAGACAAUCAGCAAAACAGAAUGCUUCCAUUUAGAGAUGACAGACGAAGUAAAUCAAUUGAAGAGAGAGAAGAGGAGUAUCAGAGAGUGAGGGAGAGAAUAUUUGCACAAGAUUCAGUUUGCUCCCAGGAAAACCUUUUUGUGGAAAACAGUAGGCUGCUGGAAGACAAUAGCGUAUGCAAUGAUACCCAUAAGAAAAGACAGCUGUUUAGGGCUAACAGAGACAGUAUCGGGAAGACAUCUGGCAGUCGACAGAGCAGUACAGAGAAUGAAUUAAAGUGGACAGACCACCAGAGGCCAUGGAGCAGUACGGACUCAGACAGCUCAAAUCGAAAUUUGAAGCCAGCCAUAACAAAGACAGCCAGCUUUGGUGGGAUAACAGUCCUGACAAGAGGAGAUAGCUCAUCAAGUAACAGAAGUACCGGCAAACUGUCUAAAACAGGCUCAGAGUCUUCCAGCAGCGCUGGCUCCUCAGGAUCACUGUCACGAAUACAUCAGCCUCUCCAAAGUACAUCUCUUGUCCCUGGGGUGACAGCCAGCUCUUCAGGCAGUGUGUCCUACCCUGAGAAUGGGAUGAGUGGCCAGGUGGCCCCCAGCAACACCAGCUAUAUCAUUCUUCCUCUUGAAGCUGCAGGGAUACCGCCUGGCAGUAUCCUUCUCAACCCACACACAGGUCAACCAUUUGUAAAUCCUGACGGGACACCGGCAAUAUAUAAUCCUCCCAGUGGCCAGCAGACGAUGAGAAGCCAGAUAGUGGGACAGUCUCAGCAGCAGCCUUCAUCCCAGCAGCCUCAGCAGGUUCAACAGCCGCAGCAGCAAAUGGCAAGUCACCUUGUCACACAGCGAGAUGACAUGACAGCACAGUUUAACCAGAUGAGCUUAAGUCGUCAAUCAUCAGGGGACAACCCUGAAUCGCCUUCUGGUCCUGUCUACCCAUCGCCUAUCUUGCAGCAGCCUGCCCAGCAGACAGGUUACAUUAUGGCUUCCCCAAGUCAACAGCUUCCCCCAGGAGGCUUUACGGGUUCAGGUCCACCAGUAUCCCAGCAAGUGCUGCAGCCGCCGCCACCGCCCCAGGGCUUUGUGCAACAACCACCACCACCCGCUCAGAUGCCAGUGUAUUAUUACCCAUCUGGUCAGUACCCUACCUCAACAACUCAGCAGUACAGACCCAUUGCCUCAGUUCAGUACAACGCACAGCGGAGUCAACAGAUCCCACAGACUGCACAGCAAGCAGCGGACAGGUCUGCAGUGAUGCAGAAGGUGCCAGCUGUGCUCCAGCACCUCCUGCUCUCCCUGAGUCCGAGGAGCAGUGAGAUUGUCUGUGUGAUUGGUGCCCGUCAGGAGCAGCUCCGCGCAGCGACAUGCGGCUGGAAGGGGGGCCGUUACACUAUACAUGCCAUCAUUGCUCUUCUUCAUUAUGCUUCUUCUGCACCAUUCUUGUGUCCAGAGCUGCGCAAUGCCAAGUUUUUCAAAGUGUUGCCAUUGAAUGGGGCCAGGGUUGAGCUGAUGUCUGUCACAGUGUGGCAUAUGCAGGACAUCAUAGGUGGAUUCUUAAGUGCUACUCUGAGCCAGGCUCAGGAAAAGCCUGGCUCUUUCUGCGAGAUUCAACUGGUGACCAGUGAACAAGUGUGCCUAGUAACUUGCUUCCCUCACAGAAGUGGUGAUGCCACCACUGCCAGCAUGGCCAUGGUGACUGCAGUGUGGCCGAGUCCCUCUCCCGUUCUGGGUAUUAGCACAACUAAACUACAGCAACACUUAGGUCUCUUCACCCAUCCCGUUGAAGAUUUGCAGCAGGCAGGUGCAGGCAAGGUCUGUG